Microtus ochrogaster (prairie vole) is the source of this 1044-nucleotide messenger RNA. RefSeq names its product syndecan binding protein (gene Sdcbp). Gene Ontology annotation, cellular component: plasma membrane; cytoplasm. Gene Ontology annotation, molecular function: syndecan binding. Gene Ontology annotation, biological process: positive regulation of transforming growth factor beta receptor signaling pathway. The record is from RefSeq and is a predicted model, not a curated record. NCBI's taxonomy places the organism in Eukaryota, Metazoa, Chordata, Mammalia, Rodentia, Cricetidae.
GGGGCAGCGAUGACGCGCAGGGCGGGCCGGGAGGUUCGCUAGUCGGUGCCGGAGCGAGCGGGAGAGCGAGCGGCCUGAGCAGCGUUGUCCUCGGUGCAGAAAAACCCUGCAAAGAUGUCUCUUUACCCAUCUCUUGAAGAUUUGAAGGUAGACAAAGUGAUUCAGGCUCAGAACGCCUACUCUGCUGGCCCUGCCACCCAGGCAGUUCUGGUGGAUGUUUCCGCCUCUUUCCCUCCAGAUGGAAAUCUCUACCCUAAACUGUAUCCAGAGCUUUCUCAGUACAUGGGACUGACUUUAAAUGAAGAAGAAAUAUGUACAAAUAUGCCUAUGGUUUCUGGAGUACCAACCCAAGGGCAGUUGGUAGCAAGACCAUCCAGCGUGAACUAUAUGGUAGCACCUGUGACAGGUAACGAUGCUGGAAUUCGGAGAGCAGAAAUAAAACAAGGGAUUCGUGAAGUCAUUUUGUGCAAGGAUCAAGAUGGAAAAAUUGGGCUCAGACUUAAGUCAAUAGAUAAUGGUAUAUUUGUUCAGCUAGUCCAGGCUAAUUCUCCAGCCUCCUUGGUUGGACUGAGAUUUGGGGACCAGGUACUGCAGAUCAACGGCGACAACUGUGCAGGAUGGAGCUCUGAUAAGGCUCACAAGGUGCUCAAGCAGGCAUUUGGAGAGAAGAUCACCAUGAUCAUUCGUGACAGGCCCUUUGAGCGGACAAUCACUAUGCAUAAGGACAGCAGCGGGCAUGUUGGCUUUAUCUUUAAAAGUGGAAAGAUCACAUCCAUAGUGAAAGACAGUUCUGCUGCCAGAAAUGGUCUCCUCACUGAUCAUCACAUCUGUGAGAUCAAUGGGCAGAACGUCAUUGGCUUGAAGGACUCUCAGAUUGCAGACAUACUCUCAACAGCUGGGACUGUAGUUACCAUUACAAUCAUGCCUGCUUUUAUCUUCGAACAUAUUAUUAAACGGAUGGCACCAAGCAUUAUGAAAAGCCUGAUGGAUCACACCAUUCCCGAAGUUUAAUAACCCUGUACAACACAUCACAGCUGAAUGUUU